This is a messenger RNA of Paramuricea clavata, 522 nucleotides long. Lineage: Eukaryota; Metazoa; Cnidaria; Anthozoa; Malacalcyonacea; Plexauridae. The record is from the annotation of a GenBank genome assembly.
AUGGAAGAGCUUAAGGAAGUAGUUAAAAAUCUACCAAAUGGAAAAGCUCCUGGAUUAGAUGGAGUUUGUUAUGAACACGUUAAGAUUGGUGGUGAUACACUGCUAAGUAAUAUGUUGUCAUUAUUUAAUAUGAUAAUUACGGAAGAAAAGAUCCCAGCCAGUUUCAAAAUUGCAAUAAAAAUACCAAUACCAAAGAGUCACAACGGCAAAAACAGUGGUUUUCAUGAUCAUAGAGGCAUAAGUCUUCUCCCUGCCUUCGACAAAAUAUUACAAAGAAUCAUUCUGAACAGAAUACAAUCGCUUCCUCCAACACAAAUCCAUAGUCUCCAGGGAGCUUACCAAAAAGAACAAGACGCAUUAACUACAGCUUUUAUGAUCGAUGAAUCUAUUAAAAGCUGUUGUGAUGAGGGAGAUUGCGUGUAUGCGUGUUUCGUGGAUAUUCGAAAAGCGUUCGACAAAAUGUGGAUUGAUGCGAUGCUGUAUAAACUGUUUCAUAAAGCUGGAAUAAAAGGUAAACGUUAA